Molecule: messenger RNA, 6470 nt
Organism: Clupea harengus (Atlantic herring)
Lineage: Eukaryota; Metazoa; Chordata; Actinopteri; Clupeiformes; Clupeidae
Gene: gc2
Product: guanylyl cyclase 2
Biological process (GO): protein phosphorylation; intracellular signal transduction; cGMP biosynthetic process
Cellular component (GO): plasma membrane
Molecular function (GO): protein kinase activity; guanylate cyclase activity; ATP binding
Source: RefSeq, a predicted model, not a curated record
UAGAUUUUCAAAACAGACCGAAAACGACUUUAAACUCAUUCUAGACUAUACAAGACAUUUGCUGGUCAUUUUCUGCAUACCAUUUGUAGACCAUGUUGAAAAUAAUCUGCAGGGGUUGGUCCAGGUAGAAGUAUACUGCAAUAUGAACUAAACUGUCUCUAUAUUCUGUGAAGGUGAAAUUAAUUUAUAUUGUAAGUUUAAAUCCAAUGUUUCCAAUGUUAUUUUCCUUAAGGUCAAAGAAGCAGCAGAUUACUUUUUCUGCCUCGGAAACACAAACCUCUUUGGUUGUGUAAUCAAGGUGAAGUAGUGGCAAAGUAGGGAGGGCUAUGUCAUUCGUAAAAAUCAUCAGAACACAGCUGAGAAAUGCAGCUGUCUUUCGAGGAGUUUUGAGAAGCCACAUCUGGUAUAUCACAGUCUUAGUUUGCCCACAGCUCCUUUAACCACGUGGCCUUGCUUUAUUGAACAAUAUUCUACCUGUUUCUGUCUACCUGCCAUCACUAGCACUCCUCUCUGAACUCAAUCUCUAAACAAAAAGCAGAAUGGCUACAAGAAGGAGCUGGUGAUUGAAAUGAUAUUGCAGUCUAUGGGUGUCAUACAGGUGGUUAGCCCCAUUUUCAACUGUCUUCAUUAGGACUGAGUGUGACCCACCAUAUUGCAGCCUACCUUUUAAGACAACUAAUAGAGUUUAGAGGUUGUUUAAUCAUGCAACAUCUUUUUGUGAUAUCACAAGCAUACAUAUGAAGAUAUUUUGCAUUUAGGGACAUUGUUGUAAAGCCAUGAUUGAGUAGCUGAGUAAAUGCAAUGUUUCUAAUUGAUAUAUCAUUCUUGAUUGGAUAGCAUUGUCUGAUUUACAUAUUGAUUAGAUACAAAAAAGAUAUGAUAAUAUCUAACUGUCUGUUCUAUUUCUGAAUAAUGCUACCCUGUUUGGGCAUAAUUGUAGACUACUGGAUUCUCCCAGGUGGCUAUUUUAAGAUGGUUGGUAGCAUGUCAUUGCCAGUAAAUGUUGGUCUUCAUCAGAUGGUAUUUGUGUUGCAUCCUUAAUGGGAUUACUCCUAAACCAUUAGUCAGAUGGACUGCAGCAAUAUGAGCCUCAGACGACUGUUUGGGACAUUGGUCCACUUUUAAAAAAAACCAGCUGGCAACAAGUCUCAACAAGUCUCUCAGUGCAUUUGUGUUGGCACAAGACGACCCCAAGAAGGAGGAGGACCAGGGGACCAUGAGGUACAGUAUCAUCUCCGUCACAGACAAUAAAAGUGUUGAGGCCAACUCUCUCCCCCGCCCCCUCUAUUUCUCCUUCUCUCCCUCUCCCUCUCCCUCUCUCGCUCAUAUUUCCAUUCACUGCUGUCGUUGCUUUAGUGCCAUGUCUCUAAAUUUGGACCACAUGUCCCCUUACUCAACUACAAUGGCUCCUCUCCACAAUAACAGAAUAUCAACACUUCUUGGCUAAAUGCUGUCAGGCACAGCUUGCACAAAAUAGAACAGCAGAGAAGGCAUGUCAGCCUCAAAGUCUUUCUUCUUUCAUGUCCAAGUAUUACGUCUAGUGACCUACAGCAUCAGAAAACUAUUUCCAAACCCUGUACUUGUGGACCCCAGCAAGGCAAGACAAGAGAGGGUGACAAAUCAACUGGGACAAAUUAAGUAGACACUCAAGUUAAUUCAAACUUGCCAAGAAUGAUGUCUUUGCCUUUAAUUUUGUUAUUUGUUUCCAGAGAUUGUGCAAGUGUUACAGAGUGAAGUGACAGUGUUAGCUGAGAAUGUGGAAAGAGGCUUUGGAACCAGAACGGGUCGAGUUCCACACCUAACGGACACAUUGCAACUUUCUCACUGACGGGUGGGGGGCGGGGACUGGAAAAACUCAAUGGAUGUCAAAUACUGCCCUCUAGCCUGAUUAAGAGUUACUGCAGAUUCUCUAUUUUGACGUUGCUUUUAACUGACUCUGUGUAAGCUAUUAGUUGCAUGGCCAGUAUAUCAAUCAAUCUAUAUUAAGGGUAUAUGCAAAACAUAUGCAGGUUUGUUCUAAAUGAACAUGACUUUAACACAAAUUCAAUUCUGAUUAACAAAGUUUAAGAGGAAAAGAUUUUAAGAAAGAAACCUAUCCCCUACAUAUUUUCCUUGAUCCUUAUAUGUGGUAGCUUGCACUAAUAAAUUGUUAAGAGCUAGCCACUGGAUUUAAUAUAAUCUGUGGGUCACUCAUCCUAGGUCAGUAGUGCUGUCAUGCACAGAGGAUAUGACAUGAAGAGGAUUAGGAGCACAGUGCAAUGCUAUGAGGAGUCUCUGCCUGGGCCUGGGUCCACAGCACUCACCUGAACUACUAGAGCAGCCUGACCUGACCUGGGGUGGACCUUUUUUUUUUUUCUAAGCCAGAACAUUCGCCUCAGUUUGCCUGUGACACCAUUUGUGUGCCUGAAGUAAAGGAUGUUGAAUUGUAAUGGCAGUGGACCUCCGAGAUUGAAGUUGAUUAUUCUGUAUGCAUUCUGUAAAGCACGUUGGGAUCCUGGCAGAAAGGGACAAACUAUCAUCACCUGUUCAAAUGGCAUCCUUGAACCCAGAGAUAUCAUCAAUGGGACUUUGAGAAGGCAGUCCAUAGCCUCGUGCUCUGAAGCUGGAGCCUUGAGAUGCCCCACCAGCUCUGUGCCUUCCACAGCAUUCCACAGACAUGGCCUCAAAGAGAACGCUUGACUCCUGAUCACCUGCUCCCACGCUCCCGUCCUCAGCUGGAGUGUAAGCCUUGGCUACCGUGGUUACCGAGGUUACCGUGGCUCCUGCUCAUGCUGGUUUGUCUCCUCCCGUCUAAGUGUCACGCUACCGUCUUCACAGUUGGAGUAGUGGGGCCUUGGAACUGUGACCCUGUAUAUGCCCAGGCCAUGCCCGCCGCUGCAGCCCAGCUCGCUGUAAACAGGAUCAAUCGGGACCCCUUGCUCUCCUUGAUCGACACCUUUGACUAUGUGAUCCUGGAGGAGGACUGUGAGACGUCCCAGGCCCUGGGGCGGUUCCUGCACUAUUACACACGCGCGGCAGCCUUCAUCGGCCCCACCAACCCAGGCUACUGGGAUGCUGCCGCCCUGCUGGGCAGGAGCUGGGGCAGGCCAGUGUUCUCUUGGGCGUGUGUGGGCAGUGAGCUGGAUGAGCUCGGCAGGCAUCCCAACUUCGCCUGCACCACGCCGCUGCCCACACUAGUGCUGUUGAGUGUCAUGGGCCACUUUCACUGGGCGCAUGUUGGCAUCAUCUCGUCUGCGGAGGAUAUCUGGGUAGAGACGGCCAGUAAAUUGGCUAAUGCCUUGCGCAGACAUGGCUUGCCAGUGGGUAUUGUUGCAUCUGGGGAUGACCCUGCCAGCAUGCGCAAGACCCUGGCUAAGGUCAAGAAAAUGGAGGACCUGCGGAUGGUGGUGCUCUGCAUGCAUUCGGUGCUGAUUGGCGGUCAGGUCCAGAAGCUGGUACUGGAGAUGGCUCAUGACAUGCGUCUGACAGAAGGCUCUCUGGUGUUUGUGCCCUAUGACACGCUGCUCUACAGCCUCCCCUACAUGGAUGGGCCUCAUCCCGCACUGCACAACAGUAGUAAACUGCUGCGGGCCUAUGAUGCAGUGCUGACCAUCACCGUGCAGAGCCAGCGGCACUCCUUUUAUCAAGCCUAUCAGCAGGCCAUGGAUUCUGGGGAGCUUCCCUACACCAACAAGCCUCAGCAGGUCUCUCCACUCUUCGGGACCAUCUACAACUCCAUCCUGUACCUGGCCCACACCAUGCAGCGCAUGAGAACCUCAGGGAAGUGGGGGGCGUACGGGGGGAACCUGGUGCCCCAUGCCCACAGCCUGUCUUUCCCAGGCUUCAGCCACCCAGUCCAGAGCAGUGGCUCAGGCGCCAGCCUGCUGCAUUUUGUGAUUUUGGACACAGAUGGGCUGUCUGGGGAGCUGCGGCCCACUCACAGGGUGGAGCUGGAGUCAGACAUGGUGAGGUAUCUGGGCAGCCCCAUUCACUUCCCCAAUGGAGUGGCCCCUAAGACAGACUCCACCUGCUGGUUUACCCACGGCAUCAUUUGCUCAGGAGGUGUGGAUCCUUUGUCUGCAGUCAUCCUGGCAGUGUUACUUUCUCUGCUAUUCUUCUGUUUUGUCGGGAUCUACUACUAUAUAAGGAGAAGGAUUACUCAAAUCGGUUUGGUCAGAGGACCCAAUAAGCUCUUGCUCACCCUGGCUGAUGUCACAUUCAUGAACCCAUCUCUGAGCAACAAGAGACUCAGUCUGUUUGACAGUAGGAUCAGUGGAAUGAGGAAGAGCAGCUCAUCCCGAAGUGUGAAGUCACCCAUCUCCAGCCGCUCACCUGCCACAUUAGAGAACUCCAAUGUGGCCCUCCAUGAGGGCGACAUGGCAUGGUUGAAAAGACUGCCACAUGGACAUUUUCAGACUAUUAAUCCCAGUACCAGUGAUGUGUUUGAGAUGAUGAAGGACAUGAGGCAUGAAAAUCUCAAUCCUUUUCUGGGCUUCUUCCAUGACUGUGGAGUGUUUGCCAUCAUGACAGAGUUCUGUUCCCGUGGCAGUCUUGAAGACCUGCUGAUCAACGAGGAUGUGUCACUUGACUGGAUGUUCAAAUCUUCUCUGAUUCUAGACAUCAUAAAGGGCAUGAAGUACCUACACCACAAGAAGGUUUGUCAUGGUCGUCUGAAGUCCAGGAACUGUGUUGUCGAUGGACGCUUUAUACUUAAAAUCACAGACUACAGCUACAAUGAGGUGUUGGAGGCCCAGAGGUUCCCCUAUGAAGAGCCACCUGCUGAGGACCUUCUCUGGACGGCCCCUGAGAUCCUAAGGGGCCCAUUUCCAGGACUCUAUGGCAGUUUCCCUGGUGAUGUUUACAGCUUUGGCAUCAUAAUACAGGAACUAGUGAUGUGUGGGCUGCCAUUCUGCAUGUUAGAGAUAUCUGCUGAAGAUAUCGUCCAGAGGAUCCGGAAACCUCCACCACUGUGCCGACCUGUGGUGCCACUUGGUCACGCCCCCAUGGAGUGUAUCCAGUUAAUGAAACAGUGCUGGUCCGAGCAGCCUGAUACACGGCCAACCUUCGAGCAGAUCUUUGAUCAGUUUAAGAAGAUAAAUAAAGGAACAAAGACAAAUAUAAUCGACUCCAUGUUGAGGAUGUUGGCGCAGUAUUCCUCUAACUUGGAAGAUCUGAUUCGAGAGAGGACAUGGGAGUUGGAGGUUGAGAGACAGAGGACAGAGACACUUCUCACACAGAUGCUUCCUCCGUCAGUGGCCGCGGUCCUUAAGCUGGGGUGUACUGUGGCACCGGAGCACUUUGAGAGUGUGUCCCUGUACUUCAGUGACAUUGUGGGGUUCACUACCAUCUCAGCCAACAGUGAGCCCAUUGAGGUGGUGGACGUACUCAACGACCUCUACUCUCUGUUUGAUGCUAUCAUUGGCAAUCACGACGUCUACAAGGUGGAGACCAUUGGAGAUGCCUAUAUGGUGGCGUCAGGUGUCCCAGUGCCAAAUGGCAACCGAAACGCCGCUGAGAUUGCCAAUAUGGCACUGGACAUCCUGAGUGCGAUGGGCACCUUCAAGAUGAGGCAUAUGCCAGACGUGCCUGUGAGGAUGCGCAUCGGCUUGCACACAGGUCCAUGUGUGGCUGGGGUGGUGGGCUUGACGAUGCCGAGAUACUGUCUGUUUGGAGACACGGUCACUACUGCCUCAAGAAUGGAAGCAUCUGGAAUGCCCUACCGAAUCCAUGUGCACAGCAGUACAGUCGCCAUCCUCCUGAGUUUAAAGGAAGGCUACAGGGUGCAGCUGAGAGGCAGAACAGAACUAAAGAGCAAGAUCAUGGAAAAGACUUACUGGUUGAUUGGAAAGGAUGGCUUCACCAAACCCCUCCCUGGAACACCAGAACUGGGACCUGCGAAUAAGGAUUUGAAGAUCCUUCUCCAUAAAGCAGUGAGGAAGAUCUCCACUGUGCGUCAGGUGGCUCAGCUUGGCAUGAUGGAUGAGGGCAAUGUCAUGAUGCACCAUCACUGACCCCACCCCCAUCGUGUUGGCUGUUUGACCUUUCACCUCUACGAGGAGACAAUGACUGGAAUGUUGAGUUUAUAACACAGGCCUGGCAUUCCAUGCAAACACUUAAGAACAUGAGAACAAGUCCACACAGAAUCUACGGUUGCUUGCUUCAUUUGCGUGCUCUAGGAGGAGAGGGAGGAAAAGACAUUUGGCAGAGCAUAAAAACUUUUGUGAGAUAUGAUGGGAUUCAAGAAGAAGACAUGGAAAACGUGCAUGUCCAUUAUGAUGAACUUCUCUCUUUAGGACCGCUGACUGUCCAGUGCACAAGGAGAUUAGUGGGUUUCAAAUAUGAGACACCUUUGGAGACGCAGUCACGUGGGCAACUAUAAUUACCCUGGGAUUUCAUUACUCAGCAGGGGGUGGAUCAGAUGUAUCAGGAGGACCAAUGAGAGAGAGAGAGAGAGAGAGAGAGAGAGAGAGAGAGAGAGAGAGAGAGAGAGA